Purpureocillium takamizusanense is the source of this 3152-nucleotide messenger RNA. It is a transcript of the gene MCM3, whose product is annotated as DNA helicase. Gene Ontology annotation, cellular component: nucleus; MCM complex. Bases 211 to 2877 code for a protein of 888 amino acids. Gene Ontology annotation, biological process: DNA replication; DNA strand elongation involved in DNA replication; mitotic DNA replication initiation. NCBI's taxonomy places the organism in Eukaryota, Fungi, Ascomycota, Sordariomycetes, Hypocreales, Ophiocordycipitaceae. Gene Ontology annotation, molecular function: single-stranded DNA helicase activity; ATP binding; single-stranded DNA binding. The record is from RefSeq and is a predicted model, not a curated record. The transcript has 3 exons.
CCACCAACGACUUUUUUGCCCGCCACAUCAGAUUCUUGGCUCGCCUCAACUGCGCAUCGCGACGACGACGAGCCUGCACUGGAAUCCUCUCUCCUUCUGCAUCAGGAGGCCUGUUUAGCACGUUCCUAAGGCGGGCACUUCUCGCCACGAUCUCAACCUCUCGCAGCGCACCGCUCGCCUUGGGCGGAUUACGAGGACAACAUCAGAGCCAUGGACUCGUUCAUGCUGCAAGACGAAGGCGUCCGCGAUCGUAUCCGCCAAGCCGAGGAAUUCCUAGAUCCCAGUGAUCCGCAUGCGCGCAGCUACAGAUCGGACAUCAUUUUGAUGCUCCAGAAGAACCAACGCCGUCUGACGGUCAAUCUCGAUCAUGUCCGCGACCACAGCAGAGAACUCGCUCAGGGCGUCCUGCAGCAGCCCUUCGAUUAUAUCUUGGCCUUCAACCAUGCCCUGAAAGAGAUUGUUCAAGCGAUACCACAAGCCCGGCCCGACCAGACGGCUCGCGACACCAUGUACUACUGCGCUUGGGCGGGCAGCUUUGGACUCAAUUCGUGCAAUCCCCGCACGCUGUCCUCCCAGCAUCUCAACCAGAUGGUGUCCAUUGAGGGCAUCGUUACACGAUGCUCCCUCAUCCGGCCCAAGGUCGUCCGCAGCGUGCACUACAACGAAGCGAAGGACAAGUUCCACUUCCGCGAGUACCAGGACCAGACCAUGACCAACGGGGUAACCACCUCCAGUGUCUAUCCGCGGGAGGAUGACGACGGAAAUCCCCUUGUCACCGAGUACGGGUUCUGCACAUACAGAGACCAUCAGACAGUCUCAAUACAGGAAAUGCCCGAGCGUGCGCCGGCUGGUCAGCUGCCGCGUGGUGUCGAUGUAAUCCUUGACGACGACUUGGUGGAUCUUGUCAAGCCCGGUGACAGAGUCCAGCUGGUGGGCAUCUUCCGUACACUCGGCAACCGCAACACCAACCACAACAGUGCCCUUUUCAAGACCAUGAUUCUUGCAAAUAAUGUUGUUCUCCUGUCCUCGAAGUCCGGCGGUGGUGUUGCGACUGCUGUCAUCACGGACACUGAUAUCAGGAACAUCAACAAGGUGUCCAAACGGAGAAAUCUCCUUGAGCUACUCUCACAAUCCCUGGCGCCUAGCAUAUACGGCCACGAUUACAUCAAGAAGGCCAUACUUCUCAUGCUCCUCGGAGGCAUGGAGAAGAACCUGGAAAACGGCACGCAUCUCAGAGGCGAUAUCAACAUCCUCAUGGUCGGUGAUCCAUCCACGGCCAAGUCACAACUCCUUCGCUUCGUGCUUAAUACCGCCCCGCUUGCCAUCGCCACUACCGGCCGCGGAUCGUCCGGUGUCGGUUUGACAGCUGCUGUGACAUCAGACAAGGAGACAGGGGAAAGGAGGCUCGAGGCCGGUGCCAUGGUGAUGGCUGACCGUGGCGUCGUGUGCAUCGACGAGUUCGACAAGAUGUCGGAUGUGGACAGGGUCGCAAUUCACGAAGUCAUGGAGCAGCAAACCGUCACCAUCGCCAAGGCUGGCAUACACACGUCCCUCAACGCUCGUUGCUCUGUUGUCGCGGCUGCGAACCCUAUCUUCGGCCAGUACGACCCCCACAAGGAUCCUCACAAGAAUAUCGCCCUUCCAGACUCUCUACUGUCCCGAUUCGACCUUCUUUUUGUCCUGACCGACGACAUUGAAGACACAAGGGACCGCCAAGUAUCCGAGCAUGUGCUUCGCAUGCAUCGGUAUCGCCAGACUGGUAGCGAGGAGGGUGCUCCCGUGCGCGAACAAACCGCCCAGUCUCUUGGUGUGUCCGCCGAUAGCCAAGCCGCUUCUCAGGGGCCAACCGAGGUUUACGAGAAAUACGACGCCAUGCUCCACGCUGGUGUUCCACUCACGUCUGGCCGCGGCGUGAACAAGAAGCCGGAGAUAUUAAGCAUACCGUUCAUGAAGAAGUAUAUACAAUAUGCUAAGACGCGUAUCAAGCCAGUCUUGACGCAAGAUGCCUCGGACCGAAUCGCCGAGAUUUAUGUCGGUCUUCGCAACGACGAAAUGGAGGGAAAUCAGAGGCGAACUAGCCCACUCACCGUGCGCACCCUUGAGACCAUUAUUCGACUCGCUACGGCCCACGCCAAAGCCCGUUUGUCGAACCGAGUCGAGGAACGCGACGCUGCAGCCGCCGAGGCCAUCUUGAGGUUUGCUUUAUUCAAAGAGGUGGUUGAGGAUGAAUCACGCAAGAAGCGGAGACGAACACACGCCACUAAUUUCGCCUCUUCGAGCGAGGAAAGCUCCGACAGCGAUGAUGAGAACGACGAGCAUAGAGAGCAAACAGCGGGUACCUACCGUGGCAGUCAAAGGAGGCGGCUUGUGACGCGCUCCCAAACAGGCGCGUCGGCGUCAGCAGACAUUGAGCAGGCCAACGACGCGGACGCGGGCACUUUAGACGUCGCAGGGGUCUCACAAGCUCCCCGUCGGUCAGGCCGCUCCAGGAACGGCACCUCGCAGUCGCAGACAUCCUUUGCCUCGUCCCUACCGGCUUCGCAACUGCCCUUGGAGACGCAGGAUGAGGAUCAGGAUGACGAGGAGAUUGCUAAUGGCGCCGGUGCCCUAAACAUCGAUGACGACCGUGACGAUGACGCUCCUAUCGCCCCCGAAAGGGUUGCCGUUUAUAGGACAGCUCUGGGACAGCUGCUCAGUACUGAACUCUUCGAGGACGACUCUGCGUCGCUGGCUGCAGUUACCGCUGCCGUCAACGCCAAAAUUCACGAUCGUGACGGGGGUGCGUUCAGCAAGGGAGAGGCUGUCAAGGCUCUCAAAGAAUUGGAGAAACUGAACCACAUCAUGUUUGCGGAUGGUGAUUUGGUGUAUAAGAUAUGAAGAACAUGGCGUCACGAUCUUGAUUUUUUGCAGCGGUCGACGAUCGUCGUCCGUAUCUAAGACGAGCCCAGUAGUUCGGCUUCCCCGGGCAGAGGGCAGUUAUCUGCGGCCGGCUGGCACUCGAAAGAGGGAAGGGAAGCUCUUGGCGAUGCUUCCUUGGCAGGGAGUCGUCUCAUGUGAUAGGCCAUCCAGUAAUUUUACGGACCAGGUCUGAGGAAUUGAAUAAAUCAGACAGCUGUGUGAGCAUUGCCUGCUCAGGAGCUGGCCUAUGGGAU